AUGGAGAGUUCUGACGAGUCUAUAGAAGAUGUCUUCCUCCAAGAUGACCUUGGCCCGUCUAUCGCAGAACAUGCGGCCCAGUGCCAAUCUUUGAUUCACAAGUAUAUGGACAUGACGGAAAUCGUACCAGAUCCUACUAUCAUGGACGACCAGCGGGCACGCUUUUCCGGAUGGGUGUUUGACAGCGAUGUCUACAGACCGCCAAAUGUUUCAUUGGACUACAAACUGCGUUUCAGCCCCACGGCCGUCGAUAGCAUACAUGAGCUCCUGGAUAUCAUCCGCGACACCUUGUUAUCGCGUGACAGGAAGAGACAGCGUACAAACUUGGAGAUCACGAGGAGAGGCAACGAUGAUGCAAGCGAUUCAGACAGCGACGCAGAUCCAGCAGAAGAGAAUAGAGUCAAGAUCGUUAAGGAUAUCGGCGGAACAAUCACGCGCCUCAACCGUCUGUCCAAAGCCGCUCGCGAGUCCGCCAAAGCCAACCGGGCUCGCAAGAUCGAAACCUACAAAAAUGACGAAGAGGCCAACAAGGCAAUAGACGAGUUACGUCUCUACACCAAAAGCUACAUAGAAUUUCGAUAUCCGAAGGCGACGGAGGCUCUCCGUUCAGCAUUGGUAGAAGCUAAUGCGGUACGACUUCGACGCAUGUAUUAUCAGCGAUCCCAUCGCAGGCGCAUUGAUCUGACUAUUCAACAGCCGCAAGCUAUUCCAUUGGCCGUCCAUCUCCCCAAAAUAACGGAAAAUGCCCCGGCUGUACGGUUUGCUCCGAACGUGCCGCCAAAGACUCCCGCAACUAGCAAAAUGGCGGCUGCAGUACCAGCGCCCGCAACCAAUGCGACCACUGCCCGACAAACCGCCGUUGCGGCUCUCUAUACCAACCCCACGACGGACAUUCCCGGGGCCAAAUCCGUUCUUAUCAACAACGGAUUGUGGUUUCCUCCAAUACCACUAACGCAGCAGUGCCCAUACUGCGGCGUGAUUGUUGAGUUCAAGAACACGUCCAGGUCGUUGCUUUCAUGUUGGGAGUAA
Messenger RNA from Clonostachys byssicola, 1029 nucleotides. The record is from the annotation of a GenBank genome assembly. Lineage: Eukaryota; Fungi; Ascomycota; Sordariomycetes; Hypocreales; Bionectriaceae.